AUGUCUAACGACAAGAAACAAUCAGGUACGGCCCGCGUGCUAGGUUCUGCCUCGGCAGGUAUUUUGGAAAUCGGUGUUUUCCACCCUGUUGAUACUAUCUCGAAGAGAUUGAUGUCGAACCACACCAGAAUUGAAUCAAGUGCCCAACUGAACUCUGUCAUUUUCCGUGAGCACAGUGCCGAGGCAUUUGGAAAGCGUCUCUUUACUCUUUUCCCCGGGUUGGGCUACGCUGCCACUUACAAGAUUUUGCAGAGAGUGUACAAGUACGGUGGUCAGCCGUUUGCCAACGAAUUUCUUAAUCAGAAUUUCAAGUCAGACUUCGACAACGCGUUUGGCGAGAAGACCGGUAAGGCCCUGCGCUCAGCCACCGCCGGUUCUCUGAUUGGGAUCGGUGAGAUCGUGCUAUUGCCGCUCGACGUCUUGAAGAUCAAACGACAAACAAACCCGGAGUCUUUCAAAGGUAGAGGCUUCAUCAAAAUUCUACAGGACGAGGGGCUUGGUCUAUACAGAGGCUGGGGCUGGACUGCUGCGAGAAACGCGCCUGGUUCGUUCGCUUUGUUCGGUGGUAACGCUUUUGCCAAAGAAUACAUCUUGGGGCUCAAGGACUACUCUUCGGCAACCUGGGGUCAAAAUUUCGUCUCUUCCAUCGUAGGUGCAAGUGCUUCUUUGAUCGUGUCUGCUCCUCUCGACGUGAUCAAAACCAGAAUUCAAAACAAAAACUUUGACAACCCCGAAAGUGGUCUUAAAAUCAUCAAGAAUACUUUGAAGAACGAAGGCUUUUCUGCUUUCUUCAAGGGUUUAACUCCCAAGCUUCUCACAACCGGUCCCAAAUUGGUGUUCUCGUUUGCCUUAGCGCAAUCUUUGAUCCCAGCCUUUGAUAAUCUACUUGGACACUAA
Messenger RNA from Lachancea nothofagi CBS 11611, 897 nucleotides. The record is from the annotation of a GenBank genome assembly. Lineage: Eukaryota; Fungi; Ascomycota; Saccharomycetes; Saccharomycetales; Saccharomycetaceae.